GAGUGUGUAUGUUAGUGUGCCGCCUGGCCUCGUGGUAACUGCGCGCGCUCAGUGUGUGCUCCGCGGAACACCGUAGAAAACUUGUGGUGUGUGUGGCAGUGUGCGCGUUUGUGCCUGUAAUUUUUUUACGUAAAUGGCUCUGCUCAAGGAAAAAUAAUAGAAAGCAGACGAGAAAAUGCAUUGCAAAAGGAAAUAAAAAAAGAGAGAAUUCGAAUAGAGAAUAAGAAGAAUAACAAGAAAAAAAGACUAAUGUGUAUUUACGAAUAGCGAGAAAAUUGGAUAACCGAGUGAAGGUCUUUUGGCCGAAGUGACGUAAGGAUAAUAAGGAUAAAAAAGAAAAAAAGUGUAAAAAGAAGUGGUCAAGGGGUUGUCCUUCCCGCGCCCACUUUGCCCUCUGACGCCCACGCCCGAGAGUGGGUGUGCUGGUUACGACACGCCUACGGGACCCUACCUAGCGUGGGCGUGGUGAAGCUAAGUCUCCUUUCGCCCGAAUCGGGAGAGGAAAUAGAGGAAAUAUUGGAAGAAUUGGGGGGGAAAAAAGGGAGAUAGAGGAAAGGGAACAAGAAAAUAUUCGAGAAAUUGGUGUGUGUUUGUCGGAAAGAAAUAGUGUAGUUCAGAAAAAAAAGUGUUCAGAGGUUAGAGAGAGAUAGAAAGAAGAGAAACAGAAAGAAAGAUCUAAAAAGAAGAAAAAAAGGACAUAGAAACAAGAAAAUCAAAAGAAAACAAAACAAAAAAAGCAAAGAGAGGGGGAAGAACCUCCCCCAAGACGCAGACCCAAAACAAAACAAAAAGAUAAACCCCGGAAACGCGUGGGCUUUCCCCCCCACCCCCCCCGCCAAAUCCGCGUGGAUGAGUGUGGAUUACUCAGGCCGAGUGGCUGGCGUCUCUUACCAGGACUGGGGUUCGCACGCGCCCGCAGACAUGAUUAUGAUCAAGAAGGAGAAGCCGGUCAUGUCGGUGUCGGCCAUUAUCCACGAGUCGCAGCAGCGCCCCUGGGGAACAGGCUUGGAUAUUGGCAUGUCAGGGUCACUGGAUCGGCAGUCACCGCUGAACGUGACUCCAGACACUGCCCCCCUCCUGUCCCCCUCGCCCUCCAGUUACUCCAACACCAAUGGUGGCCCGGCGUCUCCCAGUGUGCCGACCCCAUCCUUCACCAUCGGGUCGAGUGGUAACGUGAUAAACUCGAGUAAUGGGAGCAGCAACCUCAGCACGUCGCCCAGCCAGUACCCCCCGAACCACCCUCUCUCGGGCUCAAAGCACCUCUGCUCAAUUUGUGGCGACCGUGCUUCAGGGAAACACUAUGGCGUCUACAGUUGUGAAGGUUGCAAAGGGUUCUUCAAACGUACAGUGCGUAAAGACCUCACAUAUGCCUGUCGAGAAGAAAGAGGCUGUACGAUUGACAAGAGACAGAGGAACCGCUGCCAGUAUUGCCGUUACCAGAAGUGUUUGUCGAUGGGCAUGAAGCGAGAAGCGGUCCAGGUAGGGGCAGCAGAGGAGGAACGACAGCGGACAAAGGGAGAUAAAGAAGUCGACACAGACUCAGCGCUGGGUGGCGUCAACGACAUGCCCAUUUCACAAAUCCGUGACGCAGAACUCAACUCAGACCCCACAGAUGAUCUGCUGUUUGAAGAAGGGGACGCAGUCAGCCACAUAUGCCAGGCUGCCGACAGACACUUAGUACAGCUGGUUGAAUGGGCAAAGCACAUCCCACACUUCACAGAACUGUCCGUGGAUGACCAAGUGAUACUCCUCAAAGCUGGUUGGAAUGAGUUGCUAAUUGCAUCCUUUUCACACCGAAGCAUGGGAGUCAAAGAUGGCAUUGUCUUGGCUACAGGAUUAGUGGUCCACAGAAGCAGUGCCCAUCAUGCAGGCGUGGGAGACAUUUUCGACCGGGUGUUGUCAGAGCUGGUGGCCAAGAUGAAGGAGAUGAAGAUGGACAAGACAGAGCUGGGAUGCUUGCGUUCCAUCGUCCUUUUCAACCCAGAUGUGAAAGGACUGUCUGCCUGCGAAACCAUUGAGGUUCUACGAGAGAAGGUCUAUGCAACACUAGAGGAGUACACUCGGACCAGCUAUCCCGACCAGCCAGGGCGAUUUGCCAAGUUGCUUCUGCGGCUUCCUGCCCUUAGAUCGAUAGGACUGAAGUGCCUGGAAUAUCUCUUCUUGUUCAAGUUGCUUGGGGAUACGCCACUGGACAACUACCUGAUGAAGAUGCUUAUGGAGAAUCCCAACAGUUCCUCUCCCACAACCUAGAAGAUUUGCAGAGAGCUUUGAGGAUGCGCAUUUGUUUUUUUCACUUUUUCGUAUAGGGAGAAAGCAAGAGACAGAAAAAGAGAGAGAGAGAGAGAGAGAGAGAGAAAACAGUACUUGUGAUUGUCACUGUACUUGCCACACUCAUUUUCUUCUUAUGAUUAUGGAAAGAGAGCUGCUUGCUUGCAGUCUUUGACAAAGAGUGUUAAACGGAAAAAUGUAUUUGCCUGAAAAUUUGGUUCCUUGUUUUCAUUGUCUGGGAUGCGUUGCAAAACUACCUUCAAGUUACAGCAGUGAGAAUGGGAAGAGAUAAGGAAAAGAAAUUAAUCCCGAAAAUCUACAGUCGCAUACAUGCACUCACUCACUCUUUCACUACCUCAUUCAUUAAUUUGUUCAUCCAUGCGCUCACUCAUAAAUUCAUCCAUUCAUCCAUUCAUUCAUCUCUUCAUUCAUUUAUUCAGCCAUUCACAUGUGUGCACAUACAAAAACACAAAAAUACACAAUCAUACAUCUAUACACACUCUGUCAUACUCUGUCACUCCUUCAUACUCAUAUUCGGACAAAGACUCACAGUCGCACUCACAUUUACACACACACUUUUGACGCUGAUGUGAAGAUGGUUGAGAUUACAGUACAUUAGAGAGCGUAGGCUAACAAAAACAGCUGAGUGUACAAAUGUUUCAAGGAAUUGUUUUCGAAGCUCUUUAUUUUUUGGUGUAUUUACAGUUCUGUUGUCAGAAGCAGGCAAAGAAUCUAGUGAUAUAAGUGUACAUGCUGAGCAGUUUUUAUGGUGGCAAAUUCAUAAGUAGAGCAAAAAAAAUGUAUUUUGUUAUUUUGAGAAGUACAUCUUUAUAUGAGUAUUGUAGUUGAAAUUUUAACAGGUUUAGAUUAUUUGCAGUUACCGGUGAAACUAUAGACUUUCUUUUAGUAGUCGUAGAGGUGUCAAAAGAGAGAAAGAAAACAAAAAAUUGCUAAUGCUUCAAGUAAUUACGUAAUGUAAGAUAUUUUUUUAUAAUAAAAGAAAUACAGAUAAGACUUUUUGAUCAUCUGUUGAAAAAAAAAAAAUCUUAGCGGUAGUUUUGUUAAACAAGAGUUUGUUUUUUUUUCUGCAAUUUCAAGUUUAGCAACACGAAAAGAAUAAAGUAAAAAGAAAUUUAGCGUUUUGUUUCUGGAAAUGAUUUUUUGCAGAUGGUAAAAGUACAAAUGGGAAGCUUUCUGUUUUUUUUGUUUUUGUUUUUUUUUUGUAUUUGGUCCUUGCAAUUUUGAACAAUGCAUUUCUGUCAUAGAGUAUAUCCCAUCGUAUAAUGGUUCGUUCAUCAAACUCUCCCUUUAUUUUUGAAAAUUACUCGGAAAAUGUUGUAACAAACUAACCCAAGGUCAAUUUGGGACGUAAGCUUGAUCCUGCUGUUCAGAUAAAUUUGUUUUAACACGUUGCAAUGCCUGUACAUUCAUGGUCUCUUGGCUCUGGCACUCCGUGGCACCAGAAUAAAUUGCGAAUGUUUAGUUGAAGGUGAGAGUCGAGACGGAGGUGCUGUGGUAAGACAGUAGUUUAUUCCCAUGUCAGUAGAAUACUAUCGGGCAGUUAUGGAUUAUUUUGAAAAUGUCGGAAAGAUAAAUGUGGUUCUUGUUUUCCUCUUCACAACCCAUUCAAAAGUAAUUGAAUAAAUAUGCUAUUAUAAGUGUUUGAGAUGUAUUGUUCAUAAAUGUCAAACUAUAAGUUCGUUUGCUUGUUAACUAAGCUUGCAUGCUUAAGUACAAUCAUCUCAGUGUAACUGUGUAUAUAGAGUAUCAUUGUUUCACAUUUCAUUUCAUAUAUAUAUCACUAAAAAGGAAAAAAAGUUUCUACCGAUGAAAAACUCCAGUCCUAUUUUUUUUCUUUCUUUCUUUCUUUUUUCUUUCAUUCUUUCCCUCGAACUGAUUAUUAUUCGUGCAAUUGUGUGGAUGUGACUUGCAGUUUAUCAGGUUGCACAUUUUUGCCAUUUUUUUUUUUGUCUGUUGAGGUCAGAUCCAUUUUUCUUUUUUUUUUUUUCUUUUUUUUUUUUUUUUUUACAUGUAGGCAAGUCACAUAGUUGUACUUUGUAUGUAUAUUUCUUUCCUCGUGGUAGCUGUGUUCCUUGAAUUGAUGUAUAUGUUAAGACUUCAAGGGUCAAAGGAACCUUUUUUUUUUUUCUUUUCUUUUUUUUUCUUAAUCAUCUGUAAGAGAAAGAAUUGUCUGUAAAUAUUCAAAUGUUAACAUUAAGUUGUCUUUAUGCACAAAUGCAGAUAUCUGGCCCUUGAAUAACCUGGUAUUCAACUGGUAUACAGUAUUUAUUGUUCUGAAAAGCUGUGUAAAAAUGCAAUUUUUUUUUUUCUUUUUUUCUUUUUUCCCCUCUAUUCUUGUCAUCACUGAGGCGGCUUAAUAUUUAAUUAUUCUAAAGGUGAUGAUUAAUUAUAUUAUAUAUAUAUAUAUAUAUAUAUAUAUAUAUAUAUAUAUAUAUAUAUAUAUAUAUAUAUAUAUAUAUAUAUAUAUAUAAUAGUUUUUUUCCUUUUUUUUUCUCUUUUUUCAUCUCCACAAAUGAAUGGUUGUGAAGUUUCUGCCUUGAGCUCCUCAAAGCAGUUGCUAGUUUAGCCUGAGUAGCACAGAUUUGCUCUUUGUAAAAUAAAUCAUUUUUAUGGAAUCACUUGUUACUGUAGCAUUUACAUGUAAUUAAUCAUAUGUUUUGGUUCCUGUAGUUCAAAGUUUGACAUAGGAAUGUUUGAAUGUCCUUUGAUGUCUCUGUUUGGAAUAUAUUUAAGAAUACCAGAGUUGCUCUCCUGUUGCUAAAAAGGCAUAAUAAACAGAAAGUAACUGUUAAAGCCAUUAUUAUUUUUAUCUUAAGCUUGUAUAGUUUGUCAUGUUCUUAAUAAUUUACUGUGCUAGGAUUUCCAAUACUUUUUUUCCUGAUAUUCUUCUCUUUUAAGAUAUAAUUAUGCUUAAUGUAAUGUAUAUUACUUAUUCUACUGUGGUGAUAGGAAUGUGUAGAAGUCUUUUUUUUUUUUCUUUCUUUCUUUUUUUCUUUUUCUUUUUAUUAGAGUAUUUAGUGAUUUUACACUUUUGUAACUAUACAUUUUUGGUUUUAUUUUGAGUGUGAACUUCGAAGCCCAGUGCUCAAGAUUAACGAUACAGCAAGCCCAGACUCCUUUUCCUAUAAAAAAAAAAGGUUAAUCAUUUGCAUAGAUGUUUGCAAAAUUUUAAAAACUCAAAAAAAUUAAAAAUAAAUAAAUAAAUAAAGAAGAAAUAAGGUAGCUGUGGGCAUCUAUGAUAAAUUACAAAUAAAUAAAAUAAAACUUCAAAAAAAAAAAAAAAAAAAAAGCAGGAUAUGUUUUUUUGUAAAUAGUAUUAUCUUUUUAAGUGUUGUUGUUAUAAAGCUGGAGACUAUAUGUGUAUAUGAAUAACAAUUACCCUUGCAAUUUCAGGAUAAGGGUUAUGCAUAACUUUACUGCAGUGCUUGACAGUAUACAAUAUUUAAAAAAUAAAAAAAAACACAAAAAAAAAUGAUAAAGUUAAAAAAAUUUAAGUAAACCAUACCAAGAAGCUCGUUAUCCUCUGCCUCAUCAGGUAUUGAAAUGUGGUUGAUAACUUUGUCCAAUCCAGUUUUUUGCCUACUGAAAGGUACGUUAAAAUAAAAGCAUUUAGUGCUGGUA
Molecule: messenger RNA, 5910 nt
Organism: Penaeus indicus
Lineage: Eukaryota; Metazoa; Arthropoda; Malacostraca; Decapoda; Penaeidae
Gene: usp
Product: retinoic acid receptor RXR-alpha-B-like
Exons: 11
Coding region: 850-2250 (466 amino acids)
Biological process (GO): hormone-mediated signaling pathway; tissue development; regulation of transcription by RNA polymerase II
Cellular component (GO): nucleus; activator ecdysone receptor complex
Molecular function (GO): RNA polymerase II cis-regulatory region sequence-specific DNA binding; zinc ion binding; nuclear receptor activity
Source: RefSeq, a predicted model, not a curated record